Neurospora tetraspora is the source of this 1530-nucleotide messenger RNA. RefSeq names its product PIG-P-domain-containing protein. Gene Ontology annotation, cellular component: endoplasmic reticulum. The transcript has a single exon. Lineage: Eukaryota; Fungi; Ascomycota; Sordariomycetes; Sordariales; Sordariaceae. The record is from RefSeq and is a predicted model, not a curated record. The coding region runs from base 246 to 1232 and encodes 328 amino acids. Gene Ontology annotation, biological process: GPI anchor biosynthetic process.
CUUGAAAGAUACACCACUUGAAAGAUACAAGUAAAAAAGCCGACUCUCAGAGGGACGAGGAGAGUUGGUUGGCUGGCUGCAAGCGUUCCCACCUAACCGACGAGUACAAGGGAACACCUGAACUCCAGGGUGACGACCACAUCCAACGCCAAAACAUCACAUCUUCCGUUAUCGUUGCGCCAGGUUUUGAACAAUUCACAGAGCCUCCGCUCCGAAUCACAACCCAUAAAGCGAAUGUCACGAGAAUGCCCAUAACAUCAGAGGAAGAAGAGGAGGACGGCACGAUGCUGUCCCACCCUUCAGAAGAAGACAACCACGAUGAUGGCUCGAUAUCCGGAGAGGAUUCUUACGACGAGGACGACAUCUCGGACGACGACGACGACGACGACGAGCACCUCGCGCCCCCACCGCCCGUCUCUCAACACACCUUCGCCCCUCCCUUCUACGGCCGCCCACCGACCCCUCUCCCGCCCUCCCCCUCUUUAACCUCCCUCCUACGCCCCUCGCGUCCCACCACGCCGGACGCCUCCGACGACGAGACAGUCGCCAACGGGGGCGGGGGUCCCGAGGGCAGCAACGAGCCCCUCCCGCGCGCCAGCCCCCGCGUGCCCACGUAUGAGUACUACGGCUUCGUCCUCUACCUCUUCAGCAGCCUGUCGUUUUUGAUCUACCUGCUAUGGGCCUACCUGCCUUCGCCGUUCCUUCACGCGUUGGGCAUCUACUACUACCCCAACCGGUGGUGGUCGCUGGCUAUUCCGAGUUUUCUGACAAUGACGCUGGUGUACAUCUACGUGGCGCUGGCGGCUUAUAAUACCGAGUACCUGACGCUGCCGUUGGGAUCCAUUGAGACGAUUGUGGAUGAGGCGGCGCAGGUGGCGGUGGUGGAUGGGAAGGGACAUAUCAUUAGGCAUGAUAAGAAAGGUGGCGGGAGGGAGGAGAGGAGACAGCAUGGACAUGGACAUGGGCAUGGGAGGCAUGGGUCAACGGGGGAGGGGAAUGGGAACAACGGCGGGAGGGAGGUGUUGUUGCCGGGGGGAGGAUUGAAUUGGAAGGAGGUGUGGAAUGAGGGGACGGAUGCGGUGAUGGAUGUGCCGCUUGCGGGUGUUUGUGAGGUUUUGUAUGGUGAGGGAAGGGAGAAGGGGUUGGAGAGUGAGGAGGAGGAGGAUGAUGGGAAGGGGGUGCUGCAUAGUGGGAAUGGGCUGGAUGGCUCGAGAGUUGGUCGAUGGGGUUAAAGAUGGGGUUAAACACAUGUUAUGAAGGUCCCGAGACGGGAUAAGAGGCCUGGUGUUCUGCUAUGUCCAUUGUACAGCUGUACUGCUUGCACCUGUGAAAUAUGAUAUCCAUUUUUUCUUUUUGGUGGUGGCACGAUAUUCUGGGUGACUCGUGUGCCGAUAUCGUACACAGUUGAGACCACAUACGAUGCUCGCCAUGGAUACAGAUACCAAAUCUACCAACAUGCGAAUAAGGGCACAAGAUGCUUCUCGCAUGGAGACGGUUGACACUGUUCACAUGGAAGUGGUACCUUUUGGU